This is a messenger RNA of Centrocercus urophasianus (Greater sage-grouse), 1947 nucleotides long. It is a transcript of the gene SRRM3, whose product is annotated as serine/arginine repetitive matrix 3. The record is from RefSeq and is a predicted model, not a curated record. The transcript has 14 exons. Gene Ontology annotation, molecular function: mRNA binding. Lineage: Eukaryota; Metazoa; Chordata; Aves; Galliformes; Phasianidae.
AUGGCUCUCUACAACAAUGGGGCCAACGUGCCCUCGCCCCAAGAGGCCUCCAACGGCUUCUCGCAGCCCGGUGCCUCGGGCACGUGGCACAAGGCAGAGGAGGAGGUGAGGCUGGUGGAGCCCAGCCUGGUGAAGAAGGCUCACCGUGAGAUCCUGGACCACGAACGCAAGCGGCGGGUGGAGCUGAAGUGCAUGGAGCUGCAGGAGAUGAUGGAAGAGCAAGGGUACUCAGAGGAGGAGAUCCGGCAGAAAGUGGGGACCUUUCGGCAGAUGCUGAUGGAGAAGGAGGGCGUGCUCACCAGGGAAGACCAGCACGGGCGCCAAAUAGUGAUAGAAAACCACCACGGGCUGGAUGGGGAGGAGUACACAGCGCAGUACCCUGAGUGUGACGAGGGCUGCCUGCUGCAGUGUGACUGCUCAGCCGAGUGCUACCACGACGACAGCAGCCACCGCGAGUACAGGCUGAAAAGACGGUCGAGCAGCUCCACCUCCCCACCACCCAAGAAGAAAAAGAAAAAGAAAUCGGGUCACCGCCGGAGCCGCAAAAAGAGGAAACCCGGUUCAGAGCGCAGCUGUGACAGCUCUUCCCCGAUCCGCAAGGAGAAGAAAAAGAAGACUGGAAAGAAGCACAGACGUGACAGGUCUGAGUCAGGCUCUCGGAAGAAGAGAAGACACAGGUCCCGCAGCCCCAAAAACAAGAGGAAAGAGAAAAACAAAGAGCGCAAGAGGUCCCGCAGUGCAUCGCCAGCCUGGCGGUCACACCGGCGCAGCAGCUGCAGCUCGCACAGCGCUUCGCUCUCCUCCGACUACAGCGACUCCAAAUCCCCCAGCAGGCUAAGCCCCAAGCAUCGUGAGGAUGGCCCCAAGGGCAACAGCGCCCGCUCCAGCCGCAGCCCGUCCUCCUCCUCACCGCGCCGCUCGGCCUCACCGCACCAGAACGGGCACAAGGGCAGCGCCCAGAAUGGCCGCCACAGCCAUGGCCCUGCACUCGAGGAGCCAACGGAUAGGCCGGCCUCGCCGUCCCCUUCUCCACGGCCUCGCGGCAGGACGGACCCGCCGUCCCCUCGCACCCGGGGCGGCCGUCAUGGUGCCCACUCGCCCUCGCCGGAGCGAGCCAAGCACGGCCACCGGCACCGCUCCCGCUCCGCAUCGCCGCCCCGACACCGCGGUCAGGCCCCCCGCCUGCCGGCCCCAACGGGGCUCAGCCCCACUGGCUACAGCAGUGACUCGGAGGGCUCGGUGUGCUCGCACCCGCUCAGCCCCGACAGGACCCACGGUGCCCACGCUAAGAAGGUGAAGGACAGGCACCACCGGGGCCGUCCCAACAGCAGCUCAGAGUCGUCAGCGAAGCACUCUCGACACGGAGCCUCGGAGCGGAGGAAGAGCCCCUCACACAGCACAGGGCACCGCAGCACCUCCUGGAGCUCCAGCGCUUCCCUCUCCAAGUCUCGCUCCCGCUCACGGGACAAGCGGGCAGCACGCAGCCGCAGCCGCUCUCCCUCGCAGAAGAAAACUGCCAGCAGAGAGAAAGACAAUGAGCCUCGAACACGCCACAGUGACCCAGACCCUGCUCGGGCCCGGCGUCGCUCCCGAAGCUACUCCCCAAUCAGGAAGAGGAGACGUGACUCCCCCAGCUUCAUGGAGCCCAGAAGGAUCACCAGGUUCCUCUCGGAGAGCAUCGCCGCCUGCCUGGCUCGCAGGGUAACCUCUCCCCUUCCUUCUUCUCUUCCUCCCAGACUGCUCCAAUCUGUGCGUCUCUCUCCGGUCCCACUAACGCUGCUCACUGCUGUGUAGGGAUGGGACAAGGGGGCAAGGAACGAACUGCUGUGUCCCUUGCAAUUGUGGGGACCUGCAGGGCUCUGGGCUCAGCACCAUGCACUGCUCUGGAUGUCACUGCCCCAUAGGAGCCGGUGCGGGUCGAAGCUCGGGCAGCCUGACGCUGGCUAA